Molecule: messenger RNA, 1574 nt
Organism: Gasterosteus aculeatus aculeatus (three-spined stickleback)
Lineage: Eukaryota; Metazoa; Chordata; Actinopteri; Perciformes; Gasterosteidae
Gene: thtpa
Product: thiamine triphosphatase
Biological process (GO): thiamine diphosphate metabolic process; thiamine metabolic process; dephosphorylation
Molecular function (GO): thiamine triphosphate phosphatase activity; magnesium ion binding
Source: RefSeq, a predicted model, not a curated record
AUCCGCGCGGGUCCUGCGCUGCCGGGACCAGGAAGUGAUGCUCGUGAACGCCGUGAUAGGUGUCUCCGACUGCGCCUGAGCGAAAAUGAAGCUUCGCUGACGUGUAGGGCGACCGGGUUGAAGCGCAGCUCUCCGUUUGAUACCGGAAUCCCGGGAAUCUGAGGCGCCCGACCGGAGGAAGGUGUGUGAGGGCGCAGUUGGCCGCAAGCGCGGUGGUAUUUAACGCGCUUUGGUUCCGUGUCGGCGCAGCUCGGGCGUGAUGGAUUGAGGCGACCAGAUGAGUGUGGAAGUGGAAAGAAAGUUUCUGUGCAAUGCUGACAUUCUGAAAACACUGGAGGAAAUUGGGGUGUGUGUUGGUCAGCGCCAGUUUCGUGACCAGUACUUUGACAACCCCAGUUUUGACCUGACUCUGAGAGACACGUGGCUGCGUAAACGCAAGGGAUGCUGGGAGUUGAAGUGCCCAAUCACGGCGAACGUGACGGAAGAGCCAUCCGGGGUGCAGUCUGAAGGCGCAGCACUGUGUUCCCGCUACAGGGAGAUAACCAAUCUGCCGGAAAUUCAGCGAAGGGUGAAAGACGUCUUAAAAGACAUUUGCGGGGACGGAGAGACGGAUGCAGGCCGCUCACAGGGGGACGAGUCCUGGCUGAGCGAAAUGAAUCUGGUGUGCUUCGCAGAUUUCACAACAGUGCGCCAGUCAUUCACUUUAGAGGAGAAGGGCGUGCAGAUCGAUCUGGACCAGGCUGACUUUGGCUACCAUGUGGGAGAGAUAGAGGUCCUGGUUCCGGAGGCAGGAGACGUGCAGUCUGCCUUGGAGAAGAUCGAAAGAACGGCUGGAAAACUGGGUCUGACUGGAGAUCAGCAAGUUGAUGGAAAAAUGCAUGUUUACCUUCAAAGAAAUCACCCAGAGCACUACGCAAGACUACUGAGGGAACAUGUUUUGUAACAUGUUGCUUCACAGAUUUGAAGAAAUUUUACAGCUAAAUUGUUUGUAGAAAUGAGGCAUUUAUUUUUUGGAAGUGUUCAUCAAAAAUUGGUUUUUAUUUGUGUUAGUUUAAAGACUUAUUGUUUAUAAUCACUGUACUGACCUGAAUUAAAAACCUCUGAAUAACAGCAAUAGGCUCAAUGUUUCACGGCUGUGUUGUGUUGCACCAGUUAUAUAUAUUUGUGUCUGGCUGAGAAGAGAAUGAGAGGAAGUCUGAGCCCUGGAGAUAAAUAGGAGGCCAUACAGUUUGUUCCCUAAUAAUGAUGAUUGUUUUGUACUGUGUAUUAAAAAGACAAGUAAAUAGACAUAUUAGACACUCCCAGGUUGAGAGCUGGUGACUGACAUUUUCUGCUGAAGAUAUUCCUUGUUUAUUAACAGAUGAUUGUGUGCAAAUAUGUCCGCCGCAACCAACCUGUUUUCAAUGCUAUUUCAUCCAAAAUGUUUACGAUCACGUUGAUCUUAAAGAAAAAAUGAUUGACUCCAAAAUGGGUCAAAAUGGAAAAAAUAUCUUCUAAGUUCAUGAAUGACUUCUCUGUUGAUGUUUAACUAAAGCUUAUGGUUUGGAAUUAAAUCAAGGGCAGCAAAAAAAGUA